CCCCUCUCUAUAUAUACCACAAUAACUCACCAUGUGCUCUCUCUUGAAGCCAUUUGGGCGCUCCCAGAGCCAGAACCUUGCUGGGCUCUCACCAAAAAUCCUAGCUUUUGCUUCCCCCAAAAGCUCCUUUUUGUUGGUAUUUGAAGCUUCAGGGAGUAGCAGCUGCUUCUGAGUGUGGAGCUGAGGUGAUUUGGCGCGUUGGGCGGUGAGAAAUCGAUCAAGUUUUGGCCUUUUCUUUGUGAGGAUGUUGGCUCUCACUUGCCCAAGUGUGGAGCUUUGCCAGAGGGGGUUGGAUCUGGUUCACUGUAAGUGCAGUUUCAGCAGGAGCUAUGUAGCAGGGUCACGGUGGAAGCCGCUCCGGAGACGCAGAGAAGGUGUUCGAUGUCGGGUCUCAUCCACGCAAAAUGUUGACGCACCGGUGAUGGGAUCGGCUUCUGCUGUUGAACCGGCGGUAUCUGAUUCCGCUCUGAUUUCGGUUGCUUCCUUGUUGGAAGUGGUUUCUGAAGAUCUCCUGAAGCUAAACAACAAUCUGAAAUCGAUUAUCGGUGCAGAAAAUCCACUUUUAGUAUCUGCGGCAGAACAAAUAUUCGGUGCCGGUGGGAAGAGGCUAAGACCAGCUCUAGUCUUCCUAGUCUCGAGAGCCACUGCUCAAAUAGCUGGUUUAAAGGAACUAACGACACAGCAUCAACGUUUAGCAGAGAUCAUUGAGAUGAUUCAUACUGCAAGUCUAAUACAUGACGAUGUGAUAGAUGAUAGUGGGCUGCGAAGAGGGAAAGAAACUAUCCAUCAAUGCUAUGGGACCCGGGUGGCCGUUCUUGCUGGCGAUUUCAUGUUUGCCCAAUCUUCUUGGUACCUCGCAAACCUCGAAAACCUCGAAGUUAUAAAACUCAUUAGUCAAGUCAUCAAGGAUUUUGCUAGUGGUGAAAUAAAGCAAGCAUCGAGCCUAUUCGACUGCGACCUUACUCUGGACGACUACUUGCUCAAGAGCUAUUACAAAACUGCUUCUCUUAUUGCAGCAAGCACGAAAGCCGCUGCUAUAUUCAGUGGCGCUGGAAGCAGCUUAUGCGAACAAAUGUACGAAUAUGGGAAAAAUCUCGGCCUUUCGUUCCAAGUGGUCGAUGACAUUCUCGACUUUACUCAAUCUGCGGAACAGCUCGGCAAGCCAGCCGGUAGCGAUCUGGCGAAGGGGAAUCUGACGGCUCCUGUCAUUUUUGCUUUAGAAAAAGAGCCCAAACUGAGAGAGAUCAUCGAUUCCGAGUUUAAUGAAGAUGGUUCCUUGGAAACCGCAAUAAAAAUAGUUUGCGAGUGUGAUGGGAUCCAGAGGGCUCAAGAAUUAGCCCAAGAGAAAGCCGAUUUGGCUAUUCAAAAUCUUCAGUGCCUUCCUACCAGCGAGUAUAGAACUGCUCUUGAGGAUAUGGUGAAGUAUAAUCUCGAGAGGAUUGACUAGACGCGAACCAUCAGUUAUAAAGGUUGAAUCGGGUAUUGCUUGAAAUGAUGUAGAUUAGGUGUCUUGAUAAAGAUUACUUUUCACGCCAAUGCUGGGAAAUUAUUCAAGCACCAAGUAAAGAAUUCGAAGGCCAUGAUGGUUAUGUAAGAGAAAUAAGAGAUUGUACUCUUAUAGUGCCCUAUUGCAGCUUUAUAUUACUUCACUGGUUGCAAGAAAAUUGCACCUGUAUACAAAUAAAUUUGAUAUACUCGGUAUCCAGUGUAUUUUUCUGCUUUUAUUGCACGAAUCUUCUGUUCAUUACUGGCAAUUUGAAGUGGCCAAAGGUUUAAACCAUUGCUUCAAUCAAAGUUCAAUUCAGUGUAAAUUUAUUAAUUUUAUUA
Ananas comosus (pineapple) is the source of this 1827-nucleotide messenger RNA. RefSeq names its product probable solanesyl-diphosphate synthase 3, chloroplastic. Lineage: Eukaryota; Viridiplantae; Streptophyta; Magnoliopsida; Poales; Bromeliaceae. Gene Ontology annotation, cellular component: chloroplast. Gene Ontology annotation, biological process: isoprenoid biosynthetic process; plastoquinone biosynthetic process. The record is from RefSeq and is a predicted model, not a curated record. The transcript is spliced from 6 exons. Gene Ontology annotation, molecular function: prenyltransferase activity. The coding region runs from base 245 to 1447 and encodes 400 amino acids.